Parathielavia appendiculata is the source of this 502-nucleotide messenger RNA. RefSeq lists its product as uncharacterized. The coding region runs from base 147 to 398 and encodes 83 amino acids. The transcript has a single exon. The record is from RefSeq and is a predicted model, not a curated record. Lineage: Eukaryota; Fungi; Ascomycota; Sordariomycetes; Sordariales; Chaetomiaceae.
AGAGCGUAUUUACACCCACACUAUGGCGCCAGGGACCUCCAGGCGAAAAGCUCUUUAGGGAGCUGGCUUGCGAAGAAACGUACGGAGUUUAGAAACCAAGUACGUCAAUCGCAAGACUCUGACCCGGUUCUACCCUUUACGUCUCUAUGACAAAGCCACGGCAGGAUGGAUGCAGUUGCUUCCUGGUACAGCUACCUGUCUGUCUCUCAUUUAUUAUUGCCCAUCGCCUGGUGGCUUGUGUCCGCGACUUAUUGGACGAACGAAGACAAUUCUACACGGGAGGUGAAGUGUCGCAGGUGGUGCUGACUUCAGGGCUAGUUAGUAGUUACUUGUAUUGUACUUGUACAAUCCAACCGUGGUUUGUUUGUUCAUUUAGCGUAGCAGACGGCAGGCCCUAGCGAGAAUAGGGGGGAUUGGACGGAAGAAGGUGAGAAAAGGAGGAGAGUUGGAAGAUAGAAGGAGGAAAAUAAAGAAGAACAGAGAGAAUAAGAAAGCAACAGCA